Messenger RNA from Leptopilina heterotoma, 666 nucleotides. RefSeq lists its product as uncharacterized. The record is from RefSeq and is a predicted model, not a curated record. Lineage: Eukaryota; Metazoa; Arthropoda; Insecta; Hymenoptera; Figitidae. The transcript has 6 exons. The coding region runs from base 66 to 515 and encodes 149 amino acids.
AAAAAAAUUGUGAAAAAUAUUUUUGUGUAAAAUUUGUAAUAAAAUUAAUUAAUAAAAAUAUAAUAAUGAAGAUUCAAAUUUUUGUAUUAUUUUUAAUCUUAAGCUUGAUAAAUAAUUAUCAAUUUGUUUCUGCCGUCCACAAUGGUGAAAUAAUUGACAGUGUUUCUGACUCCGUUGAAAAUGGUAGAGAGGGCAGCAAUCCAUCAUCUGAACAAUUAGAUUCAGAAGUCAUUAGAGAUGAUGUACGAGACACAUCAAUAGUAGAUGACGAUGAAGAUAAUGGCUUGUACGAUUUUAACCAACUAUUAUUGAAUUUAGGCCACAAUUCAGAAGAAGACGCUCAACGCAUCUGUAUCGGAGAAUCACAUAAGAAACGUUCGGCACCUUUUAUUAAUCAUUAUUUUUAUUGUAAAGACUCUCCUAGUAGAUUGAUGUCACUACGAGAAGCAAAGAGAACUUGUGUCAAACAAAAAAGUAAUGGUCUAUUUUACUGCAGGAAAAAUACGAGUACUUAAAAAAUAAUUUAAUCAAGACAAUUGUCAAAUUUACUUUUAAAUUUUACAAUAAACAUUACAAUCAACGCAUUCUUUCAAGAUUAAAUGACAUUUCUACCUUUAUUAUUGUAUUUUCCAGUUUAUGAAAUAAAUCCAUAUGGUAGAUGAAAAA